AGGAUACAAGAGUGCAAAAAAUUGUGGUGUGGGUGCUUUACAGGAAGACUGCGUUUGUCUGCACAGAGCCAUCCCAUUUAUGCCGGUGGCUGUGUGUGUGCAGAACAGUGAGAGGCACACACAGUUGAAUAAGAGUUAAGAGGAAGAGGCCUGGUGUGUUUUACUGCCUGUGACCUGAGAAUACAGUAAGCAUCAGCUCAACAGCGGCAGCAGUGUUUUUCUCAUUCUAACCUCCAGGAUUGUGCCGCUGGCCUCGGGUUUUUGUUUGCUCGUCACCUGUUGGAGAUGCAGAGGAUGUUGCUCAGGUUGAUUUUUUUGUGGUAAAAGUUUCUCCUGAAUGUGUUCUACAGCCAACUAUGUUCUCCCUCUGAGGAGAAACUGUGAGGUCUUACCUCCUCCGGGCAGGCUGUGUGGAGGAGCGUCCAUGCCAGGUCCUUUCCCCGGGGUCAGACCUCAUGGAGCCCCUCAGGACACAGAGAUGGACGUGGCUUGGCAGGAGUUGAUGGCCAUCACAGAGUUACAGGAGUUCCAGGUUCCCACUGAAGGCUCCUAUGAGACGGCACAGUACCAAAGCAUGGACUCGAUGGCACCUGUGGGGGAUUAUGGGAUGGUACCGGCCCACCCUCAGCCACCUGCUCCGCCUGCUGCCUGCGAGAUGAGCGGCGUGGACACUUACGAUGGAUGUUACCCUGAAGAGGUGCCCGCCUGUCGUCUUGCCAGCAACACGGACGCAAUGUACGGAAACUCGGAACCUCAGCAAAGUCAACGGAUGCUCCCCGCCUCGUCCCACUCGCAGCCCCCCCUCAUGGGUCUGAGGGAGCACAUGAACAUGUCGGGUACCAGUCAGGUACACAGGAGAGCCAACUCCUGCCUCUCUCAGGGUCUUAACAGGCACAUGUUGUGGACAGUGCAUGGACAAACGGCACACGCUCGCUCUGCUGAUGAUCUGGAGUCCGACUCUGGGCUCUCUUUGGGUUCUAGUCCACCUCUGGCCUCACCGGACAAUCCUGUGUGCGCUGCGCCAGGGUACCAGAGUGUAGAAGUAGGUGUGACACACAGCGAUGGUGAACCAGACGGCAUGACUGAACACACCAGGAGAGCACACGCCCAUUAUCAGAUGGAGUACCAGAGUCCAGCGCCGUCUUAUUUACACUCAGGUGCCCAUUCAUCUUACUUCUCACCUCAACCUGGUUUAUCUCACAUACAGCCGAACGCCCUGACUCCUCGGUCAGUCAAACUGCAGGGCCACACUGCUGAUCUGAGCGACAUGUAUGACUCCACACAGCCCAGCAGAGGGAGCUCACAGCUUCACAUGUACACAAAACCACAUUUAAGCUCCUCAACCCCUGCUCCCAUGAGCAGGGACGAGAGGCGGGCCAUAGCUCUGAAAAUCCCCUUCCCCAUGGACAAGAUCAUCAACCUGCCAGUAGACGACUUCAAUGAGCUCCUGACUCAGUUCACUCUCACGGAUACUCAGCUGGCGCUGGUCAGGGACAUCAGACGCAGAGGCAAGAACAAAGUUGCAGCUCAGAACUGCAGGAAGAGGAAGCUGGAGAGCAUAAUUCACCUGGAGAGAGAGCUGAGCCAGCUGCAGACCCAGAGAGAACAUCUGGUCCAGGAGCGGCUGGAGUUCCAGCGCAGCUUGGCGUUCAUGAAGUGUCGCCUCACAGACCUCUACGCUGAAGUGUUCUCUCAUUUACGAGAUGAACACGGACAGCCAUACUCGAUAGAUGAAUAUUCCCUUCAACAGACACCCGACGGCAAAAUUUAUUUGGUACCUCACACGACGAUGCACAAGAGGGAGCACUGCUAACUGUGUCAUUUAUGGCAGAUUUGAAUGUGUAGCUUAUGCUCAACAGUUCUUCCAUUGAUGCACGUUUCAUACCUUGGCAAUGUAUUAAGCUCACAAUUGACUGUUUCAUGAAAAAAUACUUUAUUAAAAAAAACUUUUAAAAAAAAGGACUGCUCAGCAGUUUCCAGUAAAAAAGAAAACAUCUUGAGCACCAGUAGACUGUCAGCUCAUCUGUGGAAAAAGGGGGGAAAAAAAAGGUUCAAUAAAAAGCAGACUUAAAAGUUUACAGAUGUGCAAAACGGUGUUUUAAUUAUUUACCUGUUUGAGCCACACAGAGUGACAUCAGGUUAUGGGGAGUCUGAACUGAGCAUGAUUGUGUUCCCCCUGGAAAGCAGAAACACAAAAUGAGUACCCAACAAGAAAACAGACUUCAUUUCUAUUCAGUGCAUGCAAUAUGUUGAACCUAUAUGCAUCAAUUAACAGUCAACAUUUGGUGUAAGUCA
Molecule: messenger RNA, 2295 nt
Organism: Salarias fasciatus (jewelled blenny)
Lineage: Eukaryota; Metazoa; Chordata; Actinopteri; Blenniiformes; Blenniidae
Gene: nfe2
Product: nuclear factor, erythroid 2
Exons: 4
Coding region: 338-1813 (491 amino acids)
Biological process (GO): regulation of transcription by RNA polymerase II
Cellular component (GO): nucleus
Molecular function (GO): DNA-binding transcription factor activity, RNA polymerase II-specific; RNA polymerase II cis-regulatory region sequence-specific DNA binding
Source: RefSeq, a predicted model, not a curated record